Paramormyrops kingsleyae is the source of this 4889-nucleotide messenger RNA. It is a transcript of the gene igsf9bb, whose product is annotated as immunoglobulin superfamily, member 9Bb. NCBI's taxonomy places the organism in Eukaryota, Metazoa, Chordata, Actinopteri, Osteoglossiformes, Mormyridae. Gene Ontology annotation, molecular function: protein binding. The record is from RefSeq and is a predicted model, not a curated record.
GAUGCUAACGCGGCUCUCCCUCAUUGCGCAUGAUACUGCGGCUCCGGUGCAACUCCACGCUCCAACUCACCUUGAAACAGGGCUCGCCUGGCCCUGCCUGCGGAGCGACGGGCGACGAGGCCAAUCCACGCCCAUAUUCCUCCCACUACAGCCAAUAGAAACGCAGCGGAGGCGGGCGCAGAAGCUAAAAAUGUCACGCUUGGUUUCACGUUGCCCCUCGGCAGCUCGCUCCGUCUGCUUUCGUCUCACUGGUGCAGGUGCUCCGUCUCAACGAGAGAGGAUGCAAAAGGCGUGAAGGGGAGGGAAGGAAUGAGGGGAAGCGUUGAAGAAAAAGUGUGCAGGGCAUGAAUAAAAGGGUAUCAGCAGCAGACUGAGCGUUCACCGUCCGGGGGGCUCGGCUAUGAAAGAUUUAUUGAAAGGGGCACUUUGAGAUAUGAUGAGGUUUCCUUCUGGUUGGCAAUAGUACUAUGAUUUGGUAUGUGGCCACUUUGAUAGCAAGUGUAUUCAGCACCCGAGGAACGGCUGCUCAAGGUGCCCACGGAGUGCGAGAGGAGCCCCAGUUUGUGACAGCGCGCGCUGGAGAGAGCGUCAUCCUGAACUGUGACGUGGCCCAUCCCCUGAACGGCCAGCCCUAUGUGGUAGAGUGGUUCAAGUUUGGAGUUCCCAUCCCAUUCUUCAUCAACUUUCGCUUCUACCCCCCACAUGUGGAUCCUGAGUAUGCCGGUCGGGCCAGCCUGCAUGGCAAGUCCUCAUUGCGGAUUGAGCAGGUGCGCUCGGAUGACCAGGGCUGGUACGAGUGCAAGGUCCUGAUGCUGGAGCAGCAGUACGACACCUUCCACAACGGCAGCUGGGUGCACCUCACAGUGAACGCUCCGCCCACUUUCACGGACACGCCCCCGCAAUAUGUGGAGGCCAAGGAAGACGGCAGCAUCACCCUAACCUGCACUGCCUUCGGGAACCCCAAGCCUGUGGUCAGCUGGCUAAGAGAGGGCGAGCUCCUCACUGAGAGUCAGAAAUACAAGGUGAGCGAUGGGAGCCUGACGGUGCUGUCGGUCAACCGGGAGGACCGAGGAGCCUACACGUGCCGGGCCUACAGCGUGCAGGGAGAGGCCGUCCACACCACACGUCUGCUUGUCCAAGGGCCACCAUUUAUCGUAUCGCCACCAGAAAACAUAACAGUCAACAUAUCCCAGGAUGCAUUCUUCACCUGCCAAGCAGAAGCGUAUCCAGGCAACCUGACCUACACCUGGUUUUGGGAGAAAGAUAACGUCUUCUUCAAGAAUGAUCUGAAGCGCAGGGUUAGGAUUCUGAUUGACGGCUCCCUCAUCAUCUCCCAAGUGAAACCGGAGGAUGCUGGGAAAUACACCUGCAGUCCCAGCAACAGCCUUGGCCGGCCACCCUCUGCAUCUGCGCACCUGACGGUGCAGUACCCUGCCCGAGUCGUGAACAUGCCAUCGGUCAUCUACGUUGCGAUUGGACUGCCAGGAUACAUCCGCUGCCCGGUGGACGCCAACCCACCCGUGACGUCGGUCAAGUGGAAGAAAGAUGGGCUUCCUCUGAGGGUGGAGAAGUACCCCGGCUGGAGCCAAAUGGACGAUGGGAGCAUUCGCGUGGCGGAGGUGACAGAGGAUUCUCUCGGCACCUACACCUGUGUGCCUUACAACGUCCUGGGUACCAUGGGACAGUCCCCCCCAGCCCCCCUGGUGCUAAAGGACCCCCCCAAAUUCUCGGUGGUCCCUGGAGGGGAAUAUAGGCAGGAGGCUGGGAGAGAGCUGGUCAUCCCAUGUGAGGCUGAGGGAGACCCCUUUCCAAAUAUCACAUGGAGGAAGGUAGGGAAGCCCAGCCGAAGCAAGCACAACGUCCUACCAAGAGGCAGCUUACAGUUCAAAUCCCUCAGCAAGGAGGACCACGGGGAGUGGGAGUGUGUCGCCACCAACGUUGCCACGAGCAUCACUGCCAGCACGCACCUCCUAGUGAUCGGCACAAGUCCUCAUGCCCCAGCCAACGUCCAUGUCUCAGCCUCGACGACCUCAGCCAACGUCUCCUGGGAACCCGGAUAUGACGGCGGAUACGAGCAGACAUUCUCAGUCUGGUACGGCCAUGUGGUGAAGAGAGCACAGCUAGGGCCACACGAUUGGCUCUCGGUGCCUGUGCCCGUCGCUCAGACCUGGCUGCUGGUGCAGGGCCUGGAACCCGAGACGGCGUACCAGUUCAGCGUCCUGGCGCAGAACAAACUGGGGACAGGCCCGUUCAGCGAGGUCGUCACUGUGAACACGUUAGUAUUUCCUAUAAGUACCCCUGAACCACUGGUGCUGCUAACCCCACCAAGGUGCCUCACAGCCAAUCGGACACAACAGGGAGUCCUAUUGACAUGGAUCCCUCCAGCCAAUCAUACGUCGCCAAUCGAUCGGUAUGUCAUGGAGUUCCGCCUGGGAGAGAGGUGGGACAUCCUGGACAGUGAGAUCCCACCUGGAGAAACAGAGCUGCUGGCGAGAGACCUUGUCCAGGAUUCAUGGUACGAGUUCAGGGUGACGGCUGUUAUGGAAGACCUCAUCAGCGAGCCCAGUAACGUUGUGGGAGUUUCGAGUACUGACUUCUUCCCUCCCCCAGAGAUGGCAGACGAGGGCCUGGCUCGGCCCGUGGUGGCUGGCAUCGUGGCCACCAUCUGCUUCCUGGCGGCAGCCAUCUUGUUCAGCACGCUGGCGGCCUGUUUCGUCAACAAGCAGCGGCGGCGCAAGCUGAAGAGACGGCGAGAUCCCCCACUUUCGAUAACACACUGCAGAAAAAGCGUCGAGACACCGACUCCUCUUACCCCUUUGCCUGGCAUUGAGCCCUACUGGGAGGGGCCAGACGGCAGCAGCUACAGGCCCCCGCCCACCAGUCCUCAGUCCUCCUCUGGGAAGCUAAGUCCCGAGAGUAUUCGAUCCUUGGGACCCCUCUCCGAAUCCUCAGAGGAAAGCCGUGGCCUGCAUGUCAAGAAAGCGCUGCCAAGUCCCGCCAAGGAGAAGGAACUGUCCCUCUACAAGAAGACCAAGAGAGCAAUAACCAGCAAGAAGUACAGCGUCUCCAAGCAUGAGGCAGAGGCCACCACCCCCAUCGAGCUGAUCAGUCGUGGCCCAGAUGGUCGCUUCGUAAUGGAACCCUCUGAAAUGGAGACCUCCGUCAAGCCCAGGCGCAUCGAGGGUUUCCCCUUUGUGGAGGAGUCUGACUUGUACCCAGAAUUUCGGCAGUCAGACGAGGAAAAUGAUGACCCUGGGCCCAUGCCCCCAGUCAUGGCUACACUCAGACCCCACCAGAUCUCCCCCAUGUCCUCCAGCCAGGAGUCAUACAUGCAGCCCCCAGCCUACAGUCCCCGGUUCCAGAGGCCCAUGGAAGGUAUGACUAUCAUGGAGAGCAGCCGGCUUCAGGCCACAGGGCAGAUCAGAGCUGCCCAGCAUCACCGAAUCUUUCCGCAUGGCCCAUACUAUGGCUACCUUGGAAGCCCUGGCGAGUCUGAGUCCCUGCCUCCCUUCUACAUGCCCGACACCAGCCCGCUUAGCUCAGUCAUGUCCUCGCCCCCUUACCUACCCGAGGGCCCCUUUGGCCAUCCCACCAUACCAGAGGAGAUGGGGGAGGGGGAGAUCCAACAUUACGCCGCCUCAGGCAGCACCCUCCCGUUGACCCAUACCCCCUCCACUCGCUCCCCGGAGAUCUGGCAGCAGCCGGAUUUCCCUUUUGCGAGCCUGGAGGACCCACGCUUCAUCUUUCCACCCCACCACCCCUUGCAUCUUCACCGGGAGCUUCCCCUGCCUCCUCCUCCUCAUGUUCUUCCUCCCAGUAGUCUGCAGCCCUCUGCCCUUCAGGUUCCCCCGUACCCCGGUGUCCUGCAGCUGGAGACUCCAAAGAGCCGCCCAGGCAAGUCUCCCAGCAAGGUCAAGCCUCAGGGCCCUCCAGCCAAGCAUUUACCUAUGCAAGAGGCACAGAGUCUAGGGCAGCUACAGCUAAGACAUACAAGCCACGGUUUGGGUGUACCAGUAUUGCCUUACCCUGACCCGGCAGCCCACAUGGGCGGCCCAAGCACAUUCGGAGGCCUGGACACCCGGUGGUAUGAGCCUGGGCCUCAGCUCAGCCCCAGGCUGACUCGCAGAAUGGAGCCCAGCACACAUCAGGUGGUCCUCCAGCCAUCCCGACUCUCCCCUCUGACUCAGAGUCCUCUGAGCUCACAGGACGGUUCCCCAGAGAUUGUAGUGCGCCCCCGGCCCCGUCCGAGUAUCAUCCAGCCCCCCAUACCUCCCGAGAUGUCGGAGAUCACCCUGCAGCCCCCCUCCGCAGCCAGCUUCUCCCAGAGGUCCUCUCCCUCCUCCUCACCCGCCCAGGGCCAGAGUAGCAGGCGGGCAAGCCCGAGCUACCGCUCCCACAUGGCCUUCGCCUCCACUGCAACAAGCUAUCCGUCCCAGUCCCCAUCACCCCCCAUGGAAAGCAGCGACGUUUUUGGGCAGAUGCCAUCCCAGAGGAGGACAGACGAGGAGAUCCUUCCAUCUGAGCCCUCUCCACCUCAGUUGUCAGCUUCAGGAAAACGUCAAGGUGCAUCGAGUGCCCCUGCAGGGUCUGAGAGGUUGGAAGCACUUAGAUUCUACCGUGCUAAAAAAGGGAAGAAGGUGACCAUCAACAACAACAACUCCAAGUUCAGAAAGAAGGCAGGCCCCAAUCAGAUUGUAUAUUUGCACCAGGUGAUUCUGACUUCCCAGCAGCACCCCACUGUGGUGUGAGAAGGUGUGUCCACUUCCCAGACCCAGCAGCUCCGUGACUCUCAGGUACUCCAGCCCGAAGAAGCUCUCUACCUCCGCAAGAAGAAGAAAAGGCAGGACCCGUACGCUCGCUUCUCCGCUCUGCUGUACCGCCGACCGCCC